AUGGACCGGCUGGGCCCCAGGAGAGGCAAGGGGAAGACGGACCAGGCGGUCCCCAGGAGAGGCAGGGGGGAGAUGGACCGGCUGGGCCCCAGGAGAGGCAAGGGGAAGACGGACCAGGCGGUCCCCAGGAGAGGCAGGGGGGAGAUGGACCGGCUGGGCCCCAGGAGAGGCAAGGGGAAGACGGACCAGGCGGUCCCCAGGAGAGGCAGGGGGGAGAUGGACCGGCUGGGCCCCAGGAGAGGCAAGGGGAAGACGGACCAGGCGGUCCCCAGGAGAGGCAGGGGGGAGAUGGACCGGCUGGGCCCCAGGAGAGGCAAGGGGAAGACGGACCGUCCAGCAGCGGCGCUAAGGACCUUAGCGAGGCUCUGCUCUGACAUAAAUACGAAAUCAGCAAUUCCCAGCAACGGCAUCAGACCCAAGGAAUGCGACCGCGUACCAAUAACCGGCUACCUGCUGGCUGAUGCGCGGUUCUCGCCAGCGCAAAGGUGUAGCCGAAACGCACCCCCUCUCCUGCGAACCCACGCCGCCGGAGCGCUCUUUGCAUUUCAAACGCCGGAGCACGCGACUCUAGGUCACUUGGAGAAGGCCGUGGUGCUCGAGCUCACCUUGAAGCAUGUGAAAGCGCUAACCAAUCUCAUUGAGCAGCAGCAGCAGAAAAUAAUUGCUUUGCAGAAUGGUUUGCAAGCGGGUGACCUGUCAUCAAGAAACCUUGAUUCCAGCCAGGAAAUGUUUCGAUCCGGUUUCCAGAUGUGUGCCAAGGAAAUGCUGCAAUACCUGGCAAAGCACGAGAACGGCAAGGACCUGAAGUCGUCCCAGCUGGUCAGCCAUCUGCACCGAAUGGCCUCCGAGGUGCUCCAGGGCGGAGCCGGCCGCAAGUCUGGGGACAUCCCUCCUAAAAUGGUGGACUUGAAAGAGAAACCUGUGUCCCUGAGCAAAGCGGCCGAGGGACACGGGAAAAACUGCGUGCCUGUGAUCCAGAGGACAUUUGCUCACUCCAGCGGGGAGCAGAGCGGCAGCGACACAGACACGGACAGCGGGUACGGGGGAGAGCUGGAGAAAAGUGACUCCAAAUCCGAACAGCAGUAUUUCAAAAAGGAUACCGAACUCAAGUACGCGGUCCAGGAGAGAAUAAGCUCUAUUAAGCAAGAGACUGAGGACCCGCCGGCCAAGAGGAGCAGGCUGGAGUCGCCGGAGGACGAGGGCCCUUUUGGCAGCGACGUGAUGGGCUCGUCCAGCAGCUUCCUGGGCCCCCACGCCCACCAGCCUCCCUUGUGCCUGCCUUUCUAUUUGAUCCCGCCGUCCGCAACAGCCUAUCUGCCCAUGCUGGAGAAGUGCUGGUACCCGGCGUCCGUACCCGUCCUGUACCCCAGCCUCCCAGCCUCUGCCGCAGCACUUACGGGGUUCAUGAACCCCGAUAAAAUCUCCCCGCCUCUGCUGAUGCCCCAGAGACUCCCUUCUCCCAUACCGGCCCAUUCCCCUAUCGACUCCUCGGCUCUGCUUCAAGCUUUGAAGCAGAUUCCUCCUUUGAACUUGGAAACCAAAGACUAAGCACAGUGUGACUUUCUUCUCGUGGGGUUUUUGUUUUGUUUUUUUUUUUGGUUGGGUUUUUUUUGUUUGUUUGUUUGUUUUUAGUUUCAGACUGUUUCACUUUUCUAUAUUGGCUGGACUGAGGUGUGGGGAUAAGGUUCACUGCGCGUAGGAAGCUAAAUCCCCUUUUCUCUGACUUGGCAGGUAGCUUGGAGAAGGAUGAAGGAUGCGCCCAGGUUAGCGAUUCAG
Molecule: messenger RNA, 1776 nt
Organism: Egretta garzetta (little egret)
Lineage: Eukaryota; Metazoa; Chordata; Aves; Pelecaniformes; Ardeidae
Product: class E basic helix-loop-helix protein 40
Exons: 4
Coding region: 1-1548 (515 amino acids)
Biological process (GO): regulation of transcription by RNA polymerase II; anterior/posterior pattern specification; circadian regulation of gene expression
Cellular component (GO): nucleus
Molecular function (GO): DNA-binding transcription factor activity, RNA polymerase II-specific; RNA polymerase II cis-regulatory region sequence-specific DNA binding
Source: RefSeq, a predicted model, not a curated record